CCGAGGUGAGUGCCGAUAUCGUGCCAAGCAUCCCGGGCGGCAUCGGCGGUUCAUAGCACGCUGCAGUGUGGUACGUUGUCCUGCUUUAUCUAGACCUUACUUCCGAGGCCCAUAUCAUCUUGCUGCACCCAGACCGUAGUAUUAUUAUUCGACAGCGGCGGCCUUCUAUGGCCAACGACGACCGCUAUGGCACGUUCAGUGAUGCACCUUCUAACAGCGCUGCAGAUGCCGCGGAGCCAACACCGGCACUUGCACCUGCCCAACGUAGCACAGGCGGAGCGCACGAGAAACGGACAGCUACAGCGAUGAGUGACGCAAACGAUGUCCACGACCCGCUGCGGCCACGAACAGCGUCCAGUCAGUCCUCGGCGCAGGCGGGCGUCAAGCGACUGGAAGCCAUCGCCUCCACAUGGUCGAGGACAGCGUUGUACAUCGCUUAUCUCGGCAUUGGUCUGACAGCGUUUGCAACAUCGCUGGAGAGCCAAACGACCAUCAACCUUGCCGUCUAUGCGACUAGUGCCUUCUCAGCGCACUCUCUAGUUUCUACCGUACUGGUUGUGCAAGGCGUCGUGUUAUCCGUGGUCAAGCCGCCCAUGUCCAAAAUCGCGGACGUCUUUGGUCGCUUUGAGGGCUUCACGUUAUCCGUAUUCAUCUAUGUCAUUGGCUACAUCCAGCAAGCGGCAGCAAACAACGUCAAGACGUACGCAGCGGCGCAGAUAUUCUACUCGGCCGGGCAAACGGGGUUACAAAUCCUGAUCCAGAUAUUCAUUGCCGACACCAGCGAUCUACUUAACAGGGCUUUCGUUGCAACGCUGCCGGAUACGCCAUUCUUGAUCAAUGUCUGGAUCGGUCCUACGCUUGCGGAUGCGAUUUUGACGAAUCUGAACUGGCGAUGGGGCUACGGGAUCUGGGCUGUGGUGCUCCCGGUGGCAUUCUUGCCGUUGGCACUUGCGCUAUAUCUCAACCAGCGUAAAGCAGCUAAACGAGGAAUGCUACCAGCCUCACCACUCGAAGGCAAAGACUGGUGGGAGACGGCGAAGAGUCUCUGGUUCGAGCUCGACGCAGUGGGGUUACUGCUAAUCUGCGUUGGCUUCUCACUCAUACUGAUACCAUUGACUGUCGGUGCCGAGAGUUCUUGGAAAGAUCCUAGCAUCCUGGCUAUGCUGGUGGUUGGAAGUGUUUGUGUCAUUGUCUUCCCAUUUUGGGAGCGGAGCAAGACCCUGGCGCCGCGGCCAUGCAUGCCUAGAGCUUUGAUGAAGAACCGGACGUUUUUAUCUGGGUUGGCAUUUGCGUUCUUUUAUUUCUCGGCCUUCUACCUAUCUGUGCUGCCCUACUUUCAGUCCUACCUUCUCGUAGUACACGGCCUGUCAGUCGCCGAAGCGGGGCGGAUCAUACAGACCUUCACCUUCGUGGCGACGAUAACGGCUUUGUUGGUAUCUCUGGUCAUAAAGUACACAGGCCGCUACCGUAUCAUGGUUACAGUCGGCUCUUGCAUCUACGUGUCCGGAUUAAUUCUCAUGUUGGUGUUCCGCACCGAGCACUCUCGCAUUAGUGCCAUCGUUGGCGCUCAAGUUCUUAUCGGCAUCGGCGGCGGAAUGUGUCACUUCCCUGCACAGCUUGGCGUACAAGCUUCGGCAAGCCACUCAGAAGUCGGCGCUGCAACCGCAGCUUUUCUCACCCUCCUAGAGAUUGGAGGCGCUGUCGGCUCAGCAAUAUCCGGCUCCAUAUGGAGCAGCAACAUUCUGCCGAAGUUGCAGGCUUAUUUGCCGCCUGAGACCAAGGACCGCGCGACAGACAUCUUUGGAAGCAUCGAUUUGGCGGCGAACGGCUGGCCAAUGGGUAGUCCAACUCGCGAUGCCAUCAACUUGGCGUAUCAGGAAACCAUAACUCGUAUAGUGUUCAUCGCGGUCUGCAUGGCUACGCCGUGUAUACUCCUAAGCUUCCUCAUGGAGAACUACAAGCUCGAUGAGAUGGAUCAACAUGUCAAAGGCACGGUGAUCGGCAAAGCUCGACAGGCUUCAAGAGACUUCGAAGCAGGACCUUCGAGUGGGCAGUGUGUGAACUUGCUACACCAUGAUGACGGCCACGUCGAUGGCGAUGAUGACGAAGACGACAAUGAUGACAGCAACCUUGACGCGAAAAUGCAACCUUUGUUGAGGAAGCAGGGGAAGGCUGUGUGAUUGCGAUGUAGUACCCUUGGAUCAUUGCGGUGGUGUUUGUUCGAUUUGUUGUGUUCGGAGGAUACCCCUGUGCAAGCGAGCAAUCUAGCUGCGACGAAGACAUGACCUUAUUUAUCCUACGGGCGCAGCCUCGGCUUAAGUGCGAUACAACUCAAAGGCUUCGGCCAUCUUCACGUG
Messenger RNA from Baudoinia panamericana UAMH 10762, 2357 nucleotides. RefSeq lists its product as uncharacterized. The transcript has 2 exons. The record is from RefSeq and is a predicted model, not a curated record. Gene Ontology annotation, biological process: siderophore transmembrane transport. Gene Ontology annotation, molecular function: siderophore-iron transmembrane transporter activity. NCBI's taxonomy places the organism in Eukaryota, Fungi, Ascomycota, Dothideomycetes, Mycosphaerellales, Teratosphaeriaceae. Bases 168 to 2180 code for a protein of 670 amino acids.